AUGGCUUAUGGCCCAGCCCCUUUACGAGCACUCAAUCAAUCUCUGCUCCGCCACCAGGCGUCGCAAGUGUGUUUGAGCUUCGGCGAGAAUUCUAGGCGGACCCGGCACCUGGGCCUACGUGGCGUAGCGCCUUCGGCGUCAGGAUCCAGGUGUCAGGACUCCAACCCAACCCAACGACCAUCGAGAGAGAUUAAGGCCGUGGUUGAAACCGAACUGUGCCCCAAAGGGAUGUCCGGCCGACCAGGCGCUCGACCAUCAUGA
Molecule: messenger RNA, 261 nt
Organism: Penicillium lagena
Lineage: Eukaryota; Fungi; Ascomycota; Eurotiomycetes; Eurotiales; Aspergillaceae
Exons: 1
Coding region: 1-261 (86 amino acids)
Source: RefSeq, a predicted model, not a curated record